UGCUCACGGGGAGCGGGGCCCACGGGCGGGAAGAUGGCGGUGGAGUCUCGCGUUACUCAGGAGGAGAUUAAGAAAGAACCCGAGAAGCCCAUCGAUCGGGAGAAGACUUGCCCCCUCUUAUUGAGGGUCUUCACCACCAACAAUGGGCGCCACCACCGCAUGGAUGAGUUUGCCCGAGGAAAUGUACCCUCCAGCGAGCUUCAGAUCUACACCUGGAUGGAUGCAACUCUAAAAGAACUGACCAGUUUAGUGAAAGAAGUCUAUCCAGAAGCACGGAAGAAAGGCACACAUUUCAACUUUGCAAUAGUUUUCACGGAUCCUAAAAGGCCGGGCUACAGGGUGAAGGAGAUCGGCAGUACAAUGUCAGGCAGAAAGGGCACAGAUGAUUCCAUGACCCUGCAGUCUCAGAAAUUCCAGAUAGGCGACUACUUGGACAUAGCAAUUACACCUCCAAAUAGAGCACCACCUCCAUCAGGUCGCAUGAGACCUUACUAAUAUUUUGGUUUCUUCCAAUGACCGCUCCUUUUGCAUGAUUAUAGGUUGAUUUGGGGAAGAAUUUUUUUUUUAAUGCAGAGCAAGAAUGCUAGACAACUCAUUAAACCUUGAAAGU
This is a messenger RNA of Euleptes europaea (tarantolino), 610 nucleotides long. It is a transcript of the gene SAP18, whose product is annotated as Sin3A associated protein 18. The record is from RefSeq and is a predicted model, not a curated record. The transcript has 4 exons. Gene Ontology annotation, molecular function: transcription corepressor activity; transcription factor binding. Lineage: Eukaryota; Metazoa; Chordata; Lepidosauria; Squamata; Sphaerodactylidae. Gene Ontology annotation, biological process: negative regulation of DNA-templated transcription. The coding region runs from base 34 to 495 and encodes 153 amino acids. Gene Ontology annotation, cellular component: nucleus.